CCCUUAUCAGUUCUAAACGGGUCACCAGCGGACCUAAAUACAGAAGAAAGUCGGACAAUCAUAAUAUUUUCUGUCACAAGUUGGCUUCAUAGGCUACUUAGCUUACUUCGAGGAAUGAAAAAUUAUAAGUUAUUAAUUCGUGGAUGUAGAGCGUGAAGUCAAGCGGGCAGCAAGGCAAAAAGUAAGCUAUAUAGGGGCGAUACAUGUGUCCGGGCGAGCAGUAGUUGAUAGCAAGUGGCGCGAGCAUCGCCGCCGCCGCGCGCCGUCGUGACAGAUAAAACCCGUGUGAUGUUAGUAAACAAAAAGUGCUUAAAUAAAAAUUGGAGCGUCUGCCUGUCCUCAGUCUAGCGGCGCCCCGGACCCGGCAAUCAUGGCUUUUCCGGGAAUCGUCUUUCUGUCCGACUAUGUCGAGAGCUUAUGGAGCUCUCCGCGGCCGCUCCUGGACUGGUCGAGCGUGCCGACCCUAGUACUGGCAGUGACCCUCCUCUUCCUCAUCGUCAUGACCCUGCUCUCUCGGACGUCGGACAAGCACCGGCUGCCCGGCCCGCCCGCGCUGCCGUUCCUCGGCACCCGGUGGCUGUUCUGGAGCCGGUAUAAGAUGAACAAGCUGCACGAGGCUUAUGAAGAUAUGUUCAGGCGCUACGGGCCGGUGUUCGCGGAGACGACGCCAGGCGGCGCUGCCAUCGUGUCCAUCGCCGAGCGGGCCGCACUCGAGGCCAUCUUGAGGACCCCUGCGCGCCGCCCCUACCGCCCGCCCACGGAGAUCGUGCAGGUCUACCGCAAGAGCCGGCCCGACAGAUACGCGUCCACUGGGCUUGUUAAUGAACAAGGCGACCGCUGGCACCACCUGCGCCGCAACCUGACGUCUGAGCUGACCAGCCCGCACACCAUCCAGGGCUUCCUGCCGCAGCUCAACAGCAUCUGUGACGACUUCGCCGACCUGCUGGCCAGCAGCCGAGGCUACGGGGGGGAGGUCACCGGCUUUGAACAGCUGACGAAUAGAGUGGGGCUCGAAUCGGUCUGCGGUCUCAUGCUGGGCUGUCGGCUAGGGUUCCUCGGGCGCUCCAUGUCGGGUCGAGCGCUCACCCUCGCAUCAGCCGUCAAGACGCACUUCCGGGCACAAAGAGACUCUUACUACGGGGCCCCGCUAUGGAAGUUUGCACCUACUAAGCUGUAUAGAACCUAUGUGAAGAGCGAGGAGACUAUUCACACGAUAGUAUCCGAGCUGAUGGACGAGGUUCGUGGGCGCGCCGAGGCCUCCGCCCAGGACCACGGCAUGCAGGAGAUCUUCCUGCGGAUCCUGGCCAACCCCGCGUUGGAUAUGCGGGAUAAGAAGGCAGCCAUUAUUGACUUUAUUACGGCUGGGAUUGAGACUCUAGCAAACAGUUUAGUCUUCCUACUGUACCUGCUGAGCAGCCGAGAGGACUGGCAGGAGAAGAUCCGCAAGGAGUUGCCGAGCACAGGGGAAAUAGAUUCCGAAGCUUUAGCCGCCGCACCCUCGGUCAAAGCGGCCAUAUACGAGGCGUUCCGACUGCUGCCCAUAGCUCCGUUCCUGGCCAGGAUAUUGGAGGCCCCUCUGACUGUUGAGGGCCAUAGACUACCGCCUAAGACGUUCGUGCUAGCCCACACCGGGGCAGCAUGCCGUCGGGACGAGAACUUCUGGCGCGCCCGCGAGUACCUCCCCGAGCGGUGGAUCGAGCCGCGCGAGCCGCACGCCGCGUCGCUCGUGGCGCCCUUCGGCCGGGGCCGGCGGAUGUGUCCCGGCAAGCGGUUUGUGGAGAUCGAGCUGCAACUGCUGCUGGCUAAGAUCGUACAAAGAUGGCGUGUGUGUUUCGACGGGGAGCUGGACAUACAGUUCGACUUUCUCCUUUCACCGAAAUCUCCUGUCUCACUCAGACUUGUUGAAUGGUAGAUCGUACCAUCAGGGCAUUUCACGUAAUAAUGAUACGACGGAACCAGAAUUAUGCAAGGUAUUGUUAAAUUAUUGUUUUUGAUCUGUUGAUGUUUUGUCCUUUUUUUAUCCACCAGUUUUCAUUUCAACAAGUCAUGUGAAUGAGACUAACUAUGUAUUUGUCCCAAGUAUGACUGUGUCAACUUCACGAAAAAAUAUGACGACGAAUUUGUGCCAAUUUUUUUUUUUACUUUUGAUAAUAUCUUGUCUCUGUCCUUCCUCUAAUACAAAGAUUGUUAGUUAUAGUUGUGACUUGUAAGACGAAAGUGUUGUGAAAUGUUAAAAUUGCUUAGGAAUUUAUGAAAAUUAAAAUUAAUGAGACUACUACUCUACUUUAUAGACGAAAGAGAAUAAAAAUAUUCUUAAAAAAACAUAAGACUGCUAAAACUAAAUCGUCGUACCAGUUGGUUAUAUUAUUAAAUCCAGUUUUAGUUAUUCGAUUAUAGUUACCUAGAUUUUAGUCUAUUUUAUGUGAUUAUUAAUAUUCUUAAAUUGAAUCUAUUCCUGAAUGAAAUUAUUUGAUUAUGUGACAUGUAUAAUAUAUUAUUAUUAGCUAGAUUUUAACUUUAACCUAUAAGAGCCUCUGGAUAAAGUUAUCUGCCGGAUAAGUCAUACCUACAUUCUCUAAAGUUAUAUUUUAGGCAGUGACAGUAUAGUUUUUAUCACAUAGGUAGAUAACUUUUAUGCGGACGUAGGAAAUCAGGCACUUUAAUCUUUCAAUUUGGAUUUUAUUAAUCUUUUAAGCAUUUUUUUCAGAUUGCAUGAGUAUUAUAUGUUAUAGGUAAACUAAGAAAUUGUGUCGAAAUUAUAUUUUGUACCUACCUACUUUCAACUUUUCUUCCCGGAUACAUGGAAGUAUUUUUCUACUUCCAUGCCCGGAUAUGCUAUUUCUGUCUUUGUGUAGACUAAACU
Messenger RNA from Plutella xylostella (diamondback moth), 2863 nucleotides. RefSeq names its product cytochrome P450 family 24 subfamily A member shade (gene shd). Gene Ontology annotation, molecular function: iron ion binding; oxidoreductase activity, acting on paired donors, with incorporation or reduction of molecular oxygen; heme binding. The record is from RefSeq and is a predicted model, not a curated record. NCBI's taxonomy places the organism in Eukaryota, Metazoa, Arthropoda, Insecta, Lepidoptera, Plutellidae.